Molecule: messenger RNA, 696 nt
Organism: Coffea arabica (coffee)
Lineage: Eukaryota; Viridiplantae; Streptophyta; Magnoliopsida; Gentianales; Rubiaceae
Molecular function (GO): electron transfer activity
Source: RefSeq, a predicted model, not a curated record
UGCAUAUUAAUUCGAAUACAGACAAUAUAGAGAUGGCCAUUACCAUGAGUUUUGGUAAAGGGUUACUUAUCCUUCUCCUAACCUUAGUAGCCACCUUGGCAAUUAGCCAAGCUGAAACGGUUGUUGUUGGAGGCUCAGAGGGAUGGCGCUACGGCUACAAUUACACUGAUUGGGCCUUGAAACACGGUCCCUUUUUCCUUAACGACACACUAGUGUUCAGGUAUCCUCCUCCUAACGACACCGUGAAGCCUCACAGUGUGUACCUGCUACCAAACCUCUACAGCUUCUUGACAUGCGAUUUUAAGGCCGCAACCCUGGUGGCACCUCCCAAUCAAGGAGGUGGAGAUGGGUUUUCGUAUACGCUGAGUCGGGUCAGGCCUAACUACUUUGCUAGCAGAGAGGGAAAUGGCGAUGACUGCACCAAAGGAUUGAUGAAAUUUGCUGCCAUUCCUCUCUAUCGUCCUCCAUUCCCCUGAUGUGUUUUCAUUAAACCAACAAUCAGCCAACAUAUGGUUAACUGAGCAGUGAUCUAGCUUAAGAUUUUAGCUUGGAGUACUAUUUAUUGUACGGAAUGAAUAAAUGCUGCCAGAAAAAAAAAAUAUAUGAGGCUGAGCACAAUCGAAAUUAAGAGUGGAUACACAUAUACUAGUUCUUUAUUUCAGUUCUGUACUCAAGUGAUACGGUAAUGAAACAGAA